Arvicanthis niloticus (Nile rat) is the source of this 948-nucleotide messenger RNA. RefSeq names its product olfactory receptor 56A4-like. The record is from RefSeq and is a predicted model, not a curated record. Gene Ontology annotation, molecular function: olfactory receptor activity. Gene Ontology annotation, cellular component: plasma membrane. Gene Ontology annotation, biological process: G protein-coupled receptor signaling pathway. Lineage: Eukaryota; Metazoa; Chordata; Mammalia; Rodentia; Muridae.
AUGGUAUCAUCUACCAACAACACAGGGAUUCAGGUGACAGAGUUUCUGAUGAUCUGCUUUCCAGGAAUGCAGGACACACAGCACUGGCUAUCCAUCAUCUUGGCUCCCCUCCUGGUUUUGGCCCUUGCAGCCAACUUUGUGCUAUUAUUCACCAUCCAUCAGGAGGCAUCUCUGCAUGAGCCCAUGUACUAUCUGCUUGCCAUCCUCUCUGUGCUUGAUGUCAUCCUCUGCCUCACUGUCAUCCCCAAGGUCCUGCUUAUCUUCUGGUUCAACAUGAAACCCAUCAGCUUUGUGGGCUGCUUCCUGCAGAUGUUCAUCAUGAACACCUUCCUUCCCAUGGAAUCCUCUAUGUUUCUGGUCAUGGCCUAUGAUCACUAUGUGGCUAUCUGCCAUCCCCUGUGCUACCCAUCCAUCAUCACAGAACAGUUUGUCAUCAAUGCAGACAUUUUUAUUGUAGCCUGCAAUCUUCUAGCUACACUGCCCACUCCAGUUCUGGCUGCUAGACUCAAUUACUGUGCCAGCAAUGUGGUGGAGAACUGCAUAUGUGCCAAUAUUUCUGUAGCAAAGCUUUCCUGUGGGGAUAUUCAUCUAAAUAAGCUCUAUCAGUUUGUGAGUGUUUUGUGUCUACUAGGUUCUGACCUGGUGCUCAUCUUGCUAUCUUACUGCUUCAUCCUGAGGGUUGUUUUGUGUCAGCAGUCUGGAGGUGCAGUCACCAAGGCCUUGAGUACUUGUGGUUCACAUCUCAUCCUUAUACUUUUCUUCUAUACAUUGUUGCUAGUCUUUAUCUUCACAAACAAGGCAGGAAAAAAGAUACUGUCAGAGGUACCGAUUCUUCUCAAUGUGUUGCCUCAUCUCAUCCCACCUGCCCUCAAUCCCACUGUGUAUGGAGUAGGAACCCAGGAAAUCAAGCAGGGGAUUAUCAAACUAUUCAAACAAAAAAGUUCUUAG